Molecule: messenger RNA, 7142 nt
Organism: Ochotona princeps (American pika)
Lineage: Eukaryota; Metazoa; Chordata; Mammalia; Lagomorpha; Ochotonidae
Gene: WDR81
Product: WD repeat domain 81
Biological process (GO): aggrephagy
Cellular component (GO): mitochondrion
Molecular function (GO): protein binding; phosphatidylinositol 3-kinase regulator activity
Source: RefSeq, a predicted model, not a curated record
AUGAGGAGCCCCAACCCGCGCCUUGGGGGGAAGCCACUUAGGGAGCUGGGCCGGAGCGCGGGGCGCGCGGGGAGGCAGGCCGCGGGGUCCGGGGCGGAAGGCGAGAUCCUGCCCGGCCCUCCGGAGCCACGUGCGGUUGUUUCCGUGCCGGCGCUGGCGCCUCGCAGCCCCCUGCCCCGCCAUGCCCGGAGCGCCAGGACUCUGCCGAGGGGGGUAAGCGCGCCUCCCUGUCUUCCCCCUCCUUGGCCGCCGGCGCGCCCCAGCGGCCUGCACCCCGGCUCCGGCCCCUGGCCCAGCCCGACCAGCCCGGCCUGGCACCCCGGAAGCCACAGCGAGGAGGGCGGUGGCCGGGCUCAGCCCCAGGCGCUGCACCCUACCACCCCAGGGGGCCGGGAGGAGAAGGCCCUGGGGCGCCGGGGGCGGGAAGUUGCUCUUACCGCGGGGAGGGGGGCAGAGGGCUGUGCCCCGCCGCUGCCCAGCCCCGACAUGGAGGAGCUGCUCCGGAGCGUUGAGAGGGACCUGAACAUAGAUGCCCGGCAGCUGGCUCCGGCUCCGGGGGGCACCCACGUGGUGGCCCUGGUGCCCGCGCGCUGGCUGGCCAGCCUCCGCGAGCGCCGCCUGGGACCCUGCCCGCGGGCAGAGGGCCUGGGCGAGGCGGAAGUCAGGACUCUCCUGCAGCGCUCCGUGCAGAAGUUGCCCACGGGCUGGACGAGAGUGGAGGUGCACGGGCUGAGGAAGCGGAGACUGGCCUACCCGCUGAAUGGAGGGUUGCCCUUUGAGGAGGGGGCGUCCUGCGACCCAGAGACUCUCAUGCGCUUCAUGCAGGAUGUGGCUGCCCAGAACUACCGCAACCUGUGGCGCCGUGCCUACCACGCUCAUGCACAACCCUACAGUCACAGCCCGACGCCCUCGGGCCGCCCUGCCCUGGAGUUUCUUCGGCAGGCUCUGCAGAGGGUUUAUGGCUGCCCUUUCCUGCCAGUUGGGGAGGCCAGCGAGGGCCCGUUGUCGUUGUCUGGCAGAGAUGGGCCCGGCCUCCCGCAGGGCAGCCCUGCCUGCCCCAGUCUCCUGCGAGUGGAGGCCCUGUUGGAGUCAACGGAGAUGUUGUAUGUUAUACACCCCUACGUGCAAUUUUCCCUGCACGAUGUGGUCACCUUUAGCCCGGCCAAGCUGACCAACAGCCAAGCCAAAGUGCUCUUCCUCCUCUUUCGCGUGCUGAGGGCCAUGGACGCCUGUCACCGCCAGGGGCUGGCCUGCGGAGCCCUGUCUCUGCAUCACAUCGCAGUGGAUGAGAGGCUGUGCAGCGAGCUGCGGCUGGACCUGGGUGCUUACGAGAGGCCGGAAGAAGAGGAGUCAGAGGAGGAGGAGAAUCCUGGAGGGAGGGAUGUAGCAGGCAGGAAGUCUGGAGCAGAGGGGGCAAGGGGCCCCAGGUGUCGCACCUGCCAAGAGGAGCUGAGGGGCUUGGUACUCGACUGGGUGCAUGGCCGCAUCAGCAACUUUCACUACCUCAUGCAGCUGAAUCGCUUGGCGGGUCGUCGGGAGGGGGAUCCCAAUUACCACCCAGUGCUGCCCUGGGUGGUGGACUUCACUGUGCCCCAUGGGCGCUUUCGGGACUUGCGCAAGUCUAAGUUUCGCCUCAACAAAGGCGACAAGCAGCUGGACUUCACAUACGAGAUGACACGGCAGGCAUUUGUGGCUGGGGGCGGGGCGGGUGGUGGGGAGCCGCCCCAUGUCCCCCAUCACAUCUCAGACGUACUCUCUGAUAUCACAUACUACGUGUACAAGGCUCGGCGCACCCCCCGCUCGGUGCUCUGCGGGCAUGUCCGGGCCCAGUGGGAACCCCACGAGUACCCCGCCAGCAUGGAGCGCAUGCAGAGCUGGACGCCCGACGAGUGCAUCCCCGAGUUUUACACCGAUCCUUCCAUCUUCUGCUCCAUCCACCCCGACAUGCCUGACCUGGAUGUGCCAGCCUGGUGUGGCUCCAGCCAGGAGUUCGUGGCUGCCCACCGGGCACUGCUAGAGAGCCAAGAGGUGUCGCGGGACCUGCACCACUGGAUCGACCUCACUUUUGGCUACAAACUCCAGGGCAAAGAGGCUGUGAAGGAGAAGAACGUGUGUCUGCACCUGGUGGACGCACAUACGCACCUGACCAGCUAUGGUGUGGUACAGCUCUUUGAUCAGCCGCACCCUCAGCGCCUGACCGGGCCUCCUACCCUUGCCCCUGACCCGCCUCACAUCCCCCGGCUACUGGUGCAGACCAUCCAGGAGACCACAGGCCAGGAGGACGUUCAAGGACAGUUCACAAAUGGGGCAGGCAGGCUGAUUUUAGAGGCCACUCCCUGUGAGGCUGGUUGGACCAGGGACAGGCCUGGGCCUGGGGAGGAUGACUUGGAGCAGGCUACCGAAGCUCUGGAUUCCAUCUCUCUGGCUGGGAAGGCAGGGGACCAGCCGACAGGCUCCUCCAGCCAAGCCUCUGCUGGCCUCCUGUCUUUCUCAAUGGCUUCGACGUCCCGGCCUAGCCGCAGGAACAAGGCUACCGGGGUGGACUCUGUGGAGGGCGAGGAGGGGAAGAUCCUCCUCCCCGAGGGUUUCCAUCCUGUGCAGGCGCUUGAGGAGCUAGAGAAAAUGGGCAAUUUCCUGGCCAAAGGCUUGGGGGGCCACCUGCAGGUGCCCGCGCAACCCUGUGCCCAGCCGCCUGUGCAGCUGCAAGACCUCUUCCAGCGGGACAUGCAGGCACUGGGUAUCCUGCUGGCCGAGAUGGUGUUUGCCACCCGAGUCCGGACACUGCAACCAGAUGCGCCUUUGUGGGUACGCUUUGAAGCUGUGCGGGAGCUGUGCUCACGUCACCCCAAGGAGGUUCCUGUGUCCUUGCAGCCCGUGCUGGAUACACUCCUGCAACUGAGUGGGCCGAAAGGCCUCACUGUCGCCAAGUGGGGCAAACUGGCACCACUGUUCGAAUACAGACCUGUCUCCCAGGGAUUGCCCCCACCAAGCCCAGGUCAGCUCCUCAGCCCCUUCAGCUCAGUGGUACCCUUCCCUCCAUAUUUCCCAGCAUUACACAAGUUCAUCCUCCUAUACCAGGCAAGGCGAGUGGAGGAUGAGGCCCAGGGCCGGGAGCUGGUGUUUGCUCUGUGGCAGCAGCUGGGUGCAGUGCUGAGCGACAUCACCCCCGAAGGCCUGGAGAUCCUGCUGCCCUUCGUGCUAUCUCUCAUGGGCGAGGAGCACACGGCUGUGUACACAGCCUGGUACCUAUUUGAACCUGUUGCCAAGGCGCUGGGCCCCAGGAAUGCCAAUAAGUACCUCUUGAAGCCUCUCAUUGGCGCCUAUGAAAGCCCCUGGCAGCUGCACGGCCGUUUCUACCUGUACACCGACUGCUUUGUGGCCCAGCUGAUGGUGCGGCUGGGCCUGCAGGCCUUUCUUGUGCACCUGCUGCCCCAUGUGCUGCAGGUGCUGGCAGGGGUGGAGGCCUCCCAGGAGGAGAGCAAGGGCCUGGCGGGGGUCGCCGAGGAUGAGGACGUUGAGCUGCCAGGCUCCUGUGCCUUUGGGGAGGAGAUUCCGAUGGAUGAGGAGCCUGCAGCUGCCUCGGGCCUGGGGCUCCCUGACUACACGUCUGGAGUGAGCUUCCACGACCAAGCCGAUCUCCCCGAGACUGAGGACUUUCAAGCCGGGCUCUAUGUGGCGGGGUCUCCACAGCCCCAGGAGGCUGAGGCUGUGAGUCUGGGCCGGCUGAGUGACAAGAGCAGCACCAGCGACACCUCCCUAGGGGAAGAACGGACUGCGGAUGAGGGAUGUGCCCCAGUGGACAAAAACAGCCUCAGGUCAGGCGACAGCAGCCAGGACCUGAAGCAGAGCGAGGGCUCGGAGGAGGAAGAGGAAGAAGAAGAAGGCUGUGUGGUGUUGGAGGAAGAGGAGGAGGAAGGGGAGCAGGAGGAGGUCACGGGGGCGUCAGAGCUCACUCUGUCUGACACGGUGCUGUCCAUGGAGACCGUCGUGGCUGGUGACAGCCGGGGAGAGGGGGACGAAGAGGAGGAGCCACUGACUGGGCAGACGGAAGGCAAAGAACAGAGGAUCCUGCUUGAUACUGCUUGCAAGAUGGUCCGCUGGCUGUCCGCCAAGCUCGGCCCCACUGUGGCCUCCCGUCAUGUGGCCCGGAACCUGCUCCGCCUGCUCACUUCUUGUUACGUUGGGCCCACUCGACAACAAUUCAUGGUUAGCAGUGGGGAGAGCCCCCCGCUGAGUGCCGGCAGCAUCUACCAGCGGAGGCCAGUACUGGGUGACAUCGUGUCGGCACCCGUGCUCAGCUGCCUCCUACACAUCGCCCACCUGUAUGGGGAGCCGGUCCUCACCUACCAAUAUCUGCCCUACAUCAGCUACCUGGUGGCGCCUGGGAGCGCCUCAGGCCCCAGCCGGCUCAACAGCCGCAAGGAGGCGGGGCUGCUGGCUGCCGUGACCUUGACACAGAAGAUCAUCGUGUACCUCUCGGACACCACCCUCAUGGACAUCCUGCCCCGGAUCAGCCACGAGGUCCUGCUGCCCGUGCUGAGCUUUCUCACUUCCCUGGUCACUGGGUUCCCAAGUGGGGCCCAGGCCCGCACCGUCCUAUGCGUCAAGACCAUCAGCCUCAUCGCCCUCAUCUGCCUGCGCAUUGGUCAGGAGAUGGUCCAGCAGCACCUGAGCGAGCCCGUGGCUGCCUUCUUUCAGGUCUUCUCGCAUCUGCAUGAGCUACGGCACCAGGAACUGAAGCCAGAUCCCGUGGGCCGCAGCGAGGGCCAGCUGCCGGAGGUGGCCUUCUCUGAUGGGCAGCAGCGGCCAGUGGACCCCAGCCUGCUGGAUGAGCUGCAGAAGGUGUUCACCCUGGAGAUGGCAUACACCAUCUACGUGCCCUUCUCCUGCCUGUUGGGUGACAUCAUCGGGAAAGUCAUCCCUAACCACGAGCUGGUAGGGGAGCUUGCAGGGCUGUAUUUGGAGAGCAUCAGCCAGAACAGGCACAACCCUGCUGGCGUGGAGCCUGCCAUGCCCAGUAGCAGCAGCAGCCCUGAGCGAGACCCCCCUGGAGGCGGCUGCCCCCAAGACGAUGGCCACUCAGGCACCUUUGGGAGCGUCCUGGUGGGGAACCGCAUCCAGAUCCCCCAUGACCCUCAGCCUGAGAGCCCCGGCCCACUGGGCCCCAUGUCCGGCGUGGUCAGCGGAGGCCUGGGUGGCAACGGUGGCAGCAGGAGCAGCGGCAGCAGGACGGAGGACAAUGCCCUGAAGCGGGAGCUGCCACGCAGCGUGCACGGGCUGAGCGGCAACUGGCUGGCAUAUUGGCAGUACGAGAUUGGCGUCAGCCAGCAGGACGCCCACUUCCACUUCCACCAGAUCCGCCUGCAGAGCUUCCCGGGCCACUCAGGAGCUGUCAAGUGUGUGGCACCCCUGAGCAGUGAGGACUUCUUUCUCAGCGGCAGCAAGGACCGCACCGUGCGCCUCUGGCCGCUCUACAACUACGGGGACGGUACCCGGGAGACCGCCCCGCGCCUUGUCUAUGCUCAGCACCGCAAGAGUGUCUUCUACGUGGGCCAGCUUGAGGCCCCGCAGUACGUGGUGAGCUGUGACGGGGCCGUGCACGUCUGGGACCCCUUCACAGGGAAGACCCUCCGCGUGGUGGAGCCAUUGGACAGCCGCGUGCCCCUGACCGCUGUGGCUGUCAUGCCUGCCCCAUACACCAGCAUCACCAUGGCCAGCUCUGACUCGACCUUGCGCUUUGUGGACUGCAGGAAGCCUGGCCUGCAGCACGAGUUCCGCCUGGGGGGCGGGUUGAACCCUGGGCUGGUCCGCUCCCUGGCCGUCAGCCCCAGUGGCCGCAGCGUCGUGGCUGGCUUCUCAUCAGGCUUCAUGGUGCUUCUGGACACCCGCACGGGCCUGAUUCUUCGAGGCUGGCCAGCCCAUGAGGGAGACAUUUUGCAGAUCAAGGCAGUGGAGGGCAGUGUGCUGGUCAGCUCCUCCUCCGACCACUCGCUGACCGUCUGGAAGGAACUGGAGCAGAAACCCACGCACCACUACAAGUCCGCCUCUGACCCCAUCCAUACCUUCGACCUGUAUGGCAGCGAGGUGGUCACUGGCACUGUGGCCAACAAGAUUGGCAUCUGCUCGCUGCUGGAGCCACCUUCCCAGGCCACCACGAAGCUCAGCUCUGAGAACUUCCGCGGCACCCUCACAAGCCUGGCCUUGCUGCCCACCAAGCGCCACCUUCUGCUGGGCUCAGACAAUGGGGUUGUUCGUCUCCUGGCAUAGACAGGAGCUGGCUGGGCCAAGCUGGAUACUUCCACAUACACAAACACUCCCGCCCCUGGCCCCCCGAGGUCUUUCACUCUUGUUUUCCCAACAGGUCCCUCCAGGCAGGCCCGGGUCCUGUGACCUGUGUGCCCACAUGGCCUGCCAGCUAGGGCCUCUAGAUGAAGUGUGAGCCUGUGGGUCCUUGGCCCCUGAUUCCUCAGAGCGGUCAAGGUGGUCAGAGAGGGUCUCAUUCUUGACUUGGGGAGACACUGGCCAUAGCCAGCAGGAAGCCAAGGAUCAGGGGAAAAACACUGUCCCUCCCUCCCACAGCCCCAAACUUCUCUCAGCUCUGCCCUCUGGGGCCAUACAGGGAAGCUCUAAGGUGGGAGGACAAUGGGGUCCUGCCUGGCCAUCUGUAGCCAAGGACACCCCAUCCCCUUAAUGGCCUCUGUCUACCUGUGGCUCCAUGAGGACAGGUGACCCAGGCCACAGACUCCAGCCUCAGGGGGAAUGGCCAUGGUCUGGGGGCAUAAGUCGCCACAUAACCAGGCCCUGCCUGAUUUGGGACCAGAAGGGGAAGAAAGAGGACAGGACCAGGGAAGAGAAGGGGGUUGGGCCAGCCGAUCCCUUGUAGGAAUAACCCCAUGCCUUGUGUGCCCACCCCUAACCAUAGCGUUUGUGCCUUGAGCUGAGGAGGCAGCCCCUGGCUGGGCCCAGAACCCAGGAGACCUUGAGGGAAGGGGCAAGCAUCAUCGCCUGUGCAUCUUGGGGCUUCGUCCCCAGGUCCUCACAUUCUGGAGCAGGGAUGAGGUCUGAGGUGUGGCCGGCGCUGCCUCUUCGCGAUUUGCAAUAGUUGUAAAUACAACCAAUAAAUCCUUUGGAGAGCCACGGAA